Molecule: messenger RNA, 2484 nt
Organism: Mauremys mutica (yellowpond turtle)
Lineage: Eukaryota; Metazoa; Chordata; Testudines; Geoemydidae
Gene: PCP4L1
Product: Purkinje cell protein 4 like 1
Exons: 4
Coding region: 36-416 (126 amino acids)
Source: RefSeq, a predicted model, not a curated record
CCAGAGGUGCCAUGUGAUUUCCAGUCCCAGCACCCAUGGGAGUCCCAGGGAACAACUGGAAAGACAAACAUGAGUCACGUGUUACCCAGUGGGUGCCCAACUGCCCACAGAGCCCCUGGCAUCCUCCAUCCUCCUUGGCAGCUCACCUGUUCUGCCCCAUUAACUUCUCUGCCAUGGCUGAGCCAGCAGCCUUCAUUGGAGGAGCCCACGGAGCUCUCAGCUCCAAUGAGUCGCCAGCCCCCAGCCAGGCUCCUGGCAGCGAGGAGAAAGCCAAAGCCGGGAACGCCAAGAAGGUGGAGGAGGAGGAGGAAGAGAUAGACAUCGACCUGAACGCGCCCGAGACUGAGAAGGCCGCGCUUGCCAUCCAGGGCAAGUUCCGUCGCUUCCAGAAACGGAAAAAGGACCCCAGCCCCUGAGCAGCUCCGCCACCCCGUCCCCACAGUCCCCCAUCCCCCCUCUGCCAGCACAGCCCGGCUCGCCCCGUGUUUGCUCGCGCCUGCCCAGCCCAGCUUGGGCUGUUGGUAUUUGCACGUUCUAUGUACCUGGUUUCGGGGGACGAGGGGCUCCCCAGACCCAGCUGCACCCACAUGCCGAGCUCCUGCCUGGGGAAGGAUGGGGGCAUCCUCUUCUUAUAGCCAUGAUGUUGGCCUGGCAGGCUCCUGGUGCCAUCCUCACAAAGCCAUGAAGGGGCCACGGGCCCCAGGCUGGACAGUGCCUCCUGGGGGCCUCGGGCUGGGGUGGGGGCAGCCCUGGGAGAGCCAGUCAGACGUAACUGCCCAUUAGCCCUGGCCAAGCCAACACAGGGCAUGAGGGGGUCUGCUCUUGAGCACCCCCAUCCUGAGUGGACACCCCGAGCCACCCCACCCUGUCCUAAGAGGGGGCUGCUCCUUAGCUUCCCCCACAGCUCCAUCCUGAGCAGCUUCCCAUCAACCCCGGCCCAUGAGACCACCCACUCCCACCAGGGACCCUGACUGGGACAGCCAGAGGCCCAGGGCCAGAUAGGGGGUGGGGGUGCAGAGCCAAGGAGAGCUUAGGGAAGGGGCCCAGAGCCAUGCAGGGGGAGGGGAAGGGCCAUAAAGCCAGAUGGGGGGGGAUCAGAGCCGAGUAGACCCAGGCCUAUGAGGGGCAGUCAGGGCUAGCGGGUGGGGGACAGGGCCUAGGGCGAGGCUAGUAGGGAGGAAGGGCCCUAGGCUGGGGGGGUGGGGGUGCUGCAGGGUGCUCCCAGUCCUGUGGGACCAGGCCUGAACUACAGCUAAACAGGGCAGGCCCCACCAAAUUUCCAGGCCAGGAUUGGGGAGAGGAUCCUGUCACCUUUCCCUCCUGGGUUUUCUUAGCCAACGGGGGCUGGAGGCAGCUGGUGACCCCUCCCCUGGGCUGGUGUUGCCUGGGGCCGGGCACAGAUGUGACCGUGGGGUGGGGGAAUGUCAAGGCCCUGCUGGGGAGCAGGAGCCAGGCUUUGCUCUGCUCCGGCCGGGUGGGGCGCUCCUGCUCUGAGCUCCAUGUAAUGGGCACAUGGUGUGUCGGCACCGGCUCCUUGGAGACCCCUCUCAAACUAGGAACAAGGGGGACUUCCCCCCCCACCCCAGUGGAAACAAUGGAGACCCCCUCCCCCACUGCUAACAAGGGGGACUCCCCCCCCGACUGGGAACAAUGGAGACCGUCCCCCAUUGGGGGACAGUGGGGAUCCCUUUUCAUACAGAGAACAAUGGGGACCUCCCCCCCAUGGGAAUAAUGGAGACCCCUGUCCCCCACUGGGAACAAUGGAGACGCCUGCCUUGAGCGCAGUGGGCGAGGCUGGGUGCCAAGGUGUGGGGAGGGGGAGGGCACUGGGGAUUGGGGAGCAGGGCACAGCUGUGAGCAGGAGGGGGUAGCAGAAGGCAGCCGGAGUGGGGGAGGGGGGUCGGAGAUGAGGGCUGGACAGGGAGAAAGGAACAAGUGAGUCAGAGCUGGAGGAGGUGACAUUCCCCAGUGGGGCUAGCAGAGGGGAGCACCAGGCACUGGGCGCCCAUGGUGCUCCCCCCCUCCUCCCCCAAUUUAAGAGAGGCACCGAGUCCCUCCCAGCUUAGGCAGGAACCCUAUGGGGUCCCCCUCCCCCUUCCAGGGCCCCAUCCAUGCAGCAUCUCAGCUGCCUGUCCCCCUCCACCCAUGCCCCUCUCAAGCCUUGGGCCGACACCAUCCCACCGCUGUGCCCCCUGCUGCUGGCACAGCCCCCGCACCCAGCACCCAGCACUGUAAGGCCUCGGCGUUCCCCAGCAUUGGAUUCAACCCGCCUCCACCCCAGCCCGCCGGGAGCUGCAGCCCGAGCACCAGGGAGCGCCGUGCAGCUGUGAGCGAUUGGAGGGGCCAGGCCACACCGUCCCCUGGCCGCAGCGCUGGGGGGAGCGCUCCUGCCUGGGGAGACGAUGCGGCCCGCAGGGCGGACACAGCUGCUGCGAGGACUGGCUCUUUUAGCAUGUUUACGUAAUAAAAUGUCUGGGAACAGUG